Molecule: messenger RNA, 825 nt
Organism: Perognathus longimembris pacificus (Pacific pocket mouse)
Lineage: Eukaryota; Metazoa; Chordata; Mammalia; Rodentia; Heteromyidae
Product: formin-like protein 5
Exons: 2
Coding region: 1-588 (195 amino acids)
Source: RefSeq, a predicted model, not a curated record
AUGCGGGAGGCGGGGGGGUGGGCGAGGCGGCGGCGCGGGAAGAGGCAGCGAAGCCGGGUCAGUCUCGGGGUCGAUGGCCGCUCCGAUGCGGUGCAGGACUCGAGGGCGGGUCACCAGAGCCCGAGGGCCGAGAUGGAAGCGCCGCCUCUACCCGGGCGCCCGCCGCUCUCCAUGGAGCCCGCCGCCACUGGCCGCCGCUCCCUACUACCACUGCCGCCGCCGCCGCCGCCGCCGCCGCCGCCGCCGCCGCGGGAAGAGCCGGGACCGACGCUCGCGCCACGCCAAGGCAGUUGUGGAGACCGCGCAGGCCGAGCAGCCGAGCCGCGGCGGAUGUGCGCCGCCCCCUCCACCGCCGCUGGCUUAAGUCGGGCCCCGGCGCGCGCCACCGCGCCUGCGUGCCCGGACCGUUGCGACGAGGCGGGGAGGAGGGGGCGGGGCUCCGGCCGCCCAGGGGGCGGAGCCCCGCGCCCUCGGCGCGGGUUCGGCUGGGCCUCGAGGCUGGUGCUCGAGCGAGCGUGGAGUGACCGGCCCUGGGUAAAAAUGUCGAUUCCUGAGGGGAGGCCGCGUCUCCUCCCUCCGUGUACUUGAUUAAUGUUGGUUGGCUGGAACCUUCUGUGGUGGUGCACACCUGUAGUCUUAGCACUCAGGAAGCAGAGGCAGAAGGAUCAUGAAUCUACGUGAGUUCAAGGCCAGUCUAAACUACAUGGUAAGAACUUAUCUCAAAAAAUGUAUAAUAAAUAAAUGAACAAGUUGAGAUAUACAAUAAAGUUUUGGUUAACUGAAAGAACUAGAACUAUAUGGUCUCAUUUAAAAGAACUAAGGAUG